Molecule: messenger RNA, 960 nt
Organism: Argiope bruennichi
Lineage: Eukaryota; Metazoa; Arthropoda; Arachnida; Araneae; Araneidae
Gene: Blos3
Product: biogenesis of lysosome-related organelles complex 1 subunit 3-like
Exons: 7
Coding region: 301-771 (156 amino acids)
Cellular component (GO): BLOC-1 complex
Source: RefSeq, a predicted model, not a curated record
AGUAAGAAAGUCCGGCGAUACGAAUUGGCGACAUUUUGAUCAUCCACAAGUAUUCUACCUAAUCGAUUAAUUUACGCAUGAUCAUUGGAGUUUGAUUGGGUGGAUGUGAGGUGUUAGACGAUUGCUUUAUGGCAUAUCUGUAGUAAUUUCUUAAAAAUUAGAAUUUGUUAUUAUACUUUUAACGCAGUGAUUUACGAGGAAUUGGAUUUAAUUAUUCUCUAGAUUUUUGUAUUUAUUUUGUAGGCUAUCAAAAUGUAAAUUACCUUUGCUUUUUUUUUUUUUUAAAUUUAAUUGGUCAAUAUGACAGAAUCGUACCCAGAAGCUUCAGCCACUGAUUUAAGCAGUGAUGCUUCUUUAGAAGUUGAAGAUGAAGUCCGAAUACUUCUUCCUUCAUCGAAAUCUAAAGAUCGUCAAGCUGCUUCAAGAAUACCUCAUGGGAUUGUUAUAUCUGGGGAGGCUUCAGAGUCCGAUGAAGAAAUUGAUACUCAUCAGGCUUUGCCUCAAUCAGGAAGUGACUAUUCCAUAAGUGAUGCUUGGUGCAGAAGUCCUUCUGAACUAGGAGAGAAAGAUUCAUCUAGAGAUUCUUCAGUGCAGUACAAUACAUUGCUGCACAAGAAGCUUAGAGAAAAAAAUCUAAUGCUGAGAAAAAAUGUGGUUGAACUUGUUACUCAACCCUAUGAAUCCGCUUCAAAAGAAAUUCACACUAUAUCACAACAGCUGAUAAAAUCUCAGUUGCUUGUUCAGCUUAUUUUGGACUUGUAUAUUAGUUAGAAGAAGAAAGCCAAUUGGACGUCACUGAUCUGCAAACAAAUUUAAAGAAUUAAGAAAUACCAUUCGUCGUCUUACUCAUGACUUGUUUGAUAUGGAAGAUAAAAUGGAAGCUUUGAGAACUGGCUCGUUUUUACCUGAAAUGUGUGAACCACCAGCUUCUGAUUAAUUAAAAUGCUUCUUUGUUUUACA